AUGGCUCCCGCUCCACGAAGCAUGCUAGUGUUUGAGGACGGACAAAAGCCGGUGCUAAGCUUGCAUGCCGACCAGGACGUCCCCUGCGAAAAAAACCCCUUUUUCUCUCUUGGCCUCCGUCACUCUGCAACCUCUUCCGAUGGCAUCCAUGUCGGCCACACACUUCCUUCGGCCUGCGGGUUGACGGACGGAGAUGGUGAUGUUCAGAUGUGCAGAUGUUCAGGUACAGAAGAGCCGACGUUGAUUCUGAUCUACGAACAGCUCAUGGUCGUAGUUAGCAGUCCGUGCGUUACACCUCGCAACGACAGCGACAGCAUCUACAUCAACAAACAAACCUGGUAUCGUGCUGAGCUCGCAUGUUCUGUGGGGAAGGCCGGGGAUAAACUGGGGGAGCCAGCUUGUCCGUGGCAAAGAGGCCCUGGGGAAGAGGAAACGCUGCAUAAAGUAACAAACUGGUCUAUAUCGCGAAUGUCAUCUGUUAUCUCGUAUCCCGGCUCGGCAUGCAUGCUAGAUGUCUCCACAGAACGAUUCAGACGAUAA
This is a messenger RNA of Nannizzia gypsea CBS 118893, 540 nucleotides long. RefSeq lists its product as hypothetical. The record is from RefSeq and is a predicted model, not a curated record. The coding region runs from base 1 to 540 and encodes 179 amino acids. The transcript has 4 exons. NCBI's taxonomy places the organism in Eukaryota, Fungi, Ascomycota, Eurotiomycetes, Onygenales, Arthrodermataceae.